This is a messenger RNA of Cordyceps militaris CM01, 1458 nucleotides long. Its product is annotated as RNA polymerase II-associated, Paf1. The transcript is spliced from 2 exons. NCBI's taxonomy places the organism in Eukaryota, Fungi, Ascomycota, Sordariomycetes, Hypocreales, Cordycipitaceae. Gene Ontology annotation, molecular function: RNA polymerase II complex binding; chromatin binding. Bases 1 to 1458 code for a protein of 485 amino acids. Gene Ontology annotation, biological process: transcription elongation by RNA polymerase II. The record is from RefSeq and is a predicted model, not a curated record. Gene Ontology annotation, cellular component: Cdc73/Paf1 complex.
AUGUCGGCCUCCGCGCCUCGCUCUGGCGAGCGCGUGAUUCACACCCAAGACUUCAUCGCUCGCAUUCGCUAUUCCAAUGCUCUCCCUCCGCCGCCGAACCCCCCCAAGCUUCUCGAUAUUCCAAACACAGGCCUUUCCAGUGGCCAAUAUACGACGCCGGGAUUCGCGUCGAGGCUGGCGCGAGAACAGCCGCUCAACAUUGAAGCUGAUGCUGAGCUCGGCAUGCCCCUAGACUUGGUGGGCAUGCCUGGUGUUUUCGAUGGCGACGAGAGUUCUAUUCAGGCAUCCGCACAAGCACCGCCUGUGCAUCCCCACGACAAACCGUUGCUAAGACCCAUCGCUGCGCUCGGCAAGCCCAAGGUCGCCGAAGCCAACGUGUCCUUCCUCCGCCGCACCGAAUACAUCUCCUCGCUCGCGACGAAGAGGUUCGAGGGCAACAGCCCGCGCGCGCUGCUGAUGAAGGCCAAGCGGCCGCUGCCGCGCCAGGCCGAAGCGGCCGCCGACGCGCCGCAGACCAUCAAGCGCAAGAUUGAGCGCUCGUUUGACGUGGCCGAGCAGGAGGCACAGGAUCCCAAACGCGCCCGGCACCCGACCAAGAAGCACCUCAAGGCCGUCGAGGUGACGCCGCUGCUGCCGGACCUCGACGCCUUCCCCGACUCGGGCGCCUACGUCACCAUCAAGUUCCUCACGAACCCCAUGGCCGGCGCCGGCAGCAAGUACGACCCGCGCCUUCUCAGCAGCCUCUUCCGACCCAUUGACAAGACGCGCGAGGAGGAGGCCUUGUACGAGGCCGCCCUGGCCGCGCACGAGGCCGACCCUGUCGGCCACGCCAAGCCCCAAAACCUCAUGAACUACGACUUUUAUCUCGGCGACGGGCCCGCGGUCGGCAAGAACUUUGGCCGCAAGUUUGACGUUGACGACCCCGAGCACGACGAGGACGCGCUGUACACGGACCGGGCCGGCGGCUGCUUCCAGUUCAACCGCGUACGCGCGUACGAGACGGCGCAGGAGAUUGAGCUCGACCACCUCACAAAGUACCAGGACGAGGUGCUGCUCGCCUUCAACGACGACGAGAGCUACCCGCGCCAGCGCGCCGUCUACUACUACCCCGUCAUGCAAAAGUCCACCAUCCGGCCCCAGCGCACCAAGAACAUUGCCCGCACCGCCGGCAUCUACGAGGAGGAGCAGACUGUCGACCAGCUCGACAUUACCGUCGAGGACCCCACCGAGGAGAUGCGCGACGCCAUGAAGCGCUACCGCGCCCAGCCCCUCGGCUGGGAGCAGGAGGCGGAGGAGGAGGAGGAAGAACUGGUGCCGCAGGAGGAAGAGGAAGAGGAGGAGGAGCCGCUGGUGGAGCAGCCGGAGGAGGACGCCGACGCCGAGGAGACCACUACGAGGCAUCGCUCGCCAGAGGAGGAAGAGGAGGCGGAUGCUGACGCUGACGAAGAUGAAGAUUAA